AUGGGGCAUGUGGGGACAGAUCCAAAUUCACCACAUAAAAUUGCUAUGAAAUGUUAUGAAGAUCUGAAGAAUUAUUCACGGCAUAUUGUUGAUGGAGUUGUGUUGACAAAUGCUCCACGGAAUGCCAAAUAUACAUCACCCCAAAUUCAAAAAGAAAUUUUGCAUAUCUUUACAACUAAAGUGCGAGAUGUGAUUCGCAAAGAAAUUGGGGAUGCUAAAUUUUGCAUUAUUGUUGAUGAAGCUCGGGAUGAGUCAAAAAGGGAGCAAAUGUCAAUCAUUUUGAGAUUUGUUGAUAAAGAUGGUUUUAUUCGAGAGAGAUUCUUUCAUAUUGUCCAUGUCAAAGAUACGACUACAUUAACUUUAAAAAAGAAGAUAUGUGAUGUCAUUUCUUGUAACGACCUCAAAAUUCAGAAUAUUCGAGGUCAGGGAUAUGAUGGAGGUAGUAAUAUGCGUGGUGAAUGGAAUGAUCUACAAGCUUUAUUUCUUAAAGAAGGUCCAUAUGCAUAUUAUGUGCAUUGCUUUGCUCAUAAGCUACAAUUAGCUUUGGUUGUAGCAUCUAGAGAAGCAAAAUCUGUUCAUCAGUUCUUUGAGAAUUUGAAUUUUAUUAUCAACAUUGUUGUUGGUUCUUCAAAACGCAAUGAUGAAUUGCAAUCUGCCCAAGUUGCUGAGAUUGAAAGUAUGAUUGCUUCUAAUGAAAUUGAGACUGGAAGGGAGGCAAACCAAAUUGUUCUUGACACUAUCUCAAAGGAGGGAAUCGACUAUUCUCAACGCGGUGAUGCUGAACCGGCUUAUAUGGUAUUAACAUCAUUUGAAUUUGAAUUUGUUUUGAUAUUGUAUUUGAUGAAAGAGAUUAUGGGAUUUACUAAUUGUCUUUGUCAAGCUUUGCAACAAAAUUCUCAAGACAUUUUAAAUGCCAUGAAAGUGGUUUUAACUACAAAAUCACUUCUUCAGAAUUUGAGAAAUGAAGAGUGGGAGUCUUUCCUUCAUACUGUUAAAUCAUUUUGUGCAAAAAAUGAAAUUGAUGUUCCUGAUAUGAAUCAUUGUUACACUAGAGCUCGAGGUAGAUCAUGUUGCCAAAAUGAAGAAUCUUCCAUGACAAUGGAGCAUUAUUUUAGAAUUGAUGUGUUUAUUGCUGCAAUAGACUUCCAAUUGCAAGAACUGGAUAAUAGAUUUAGUGAGCAUGCAAUAGGACUUCUUCCUCUUAGUGCCGCUUUAAGUUCUCUAGAUGCAUACAAAUCAUUUAAGAUCGAUAAUAUAUGCAGCUUAGUUGAGAAGUUCUAUCCUCAAGAUUUUACUGAGCAAGAGAAAAUCAUUUUGAGAUUUCAAUUGGACCAUUAUAAGCUUGAUGUGCCAAAACAUUCAGAUUUUCAGAAUAUGUCCAAUUUAUCUGAGUUGUGCAGAGGAUUAGCAAUUUCAGGAAAAUAG
This is a messenger RNA of Alnus glutinosa, 1425 nucleotides long. RefSeq lists its product as uncharacterized. The record is from RefSeq and is a predicted model, not a curated record. The transcript has 3 exons. Bases 1 to 1425 code for a protein of 474 amino acids. Lineage: Eukaryota; Viridiplantae; Streptophyta; Magnoliopsida; Fagales; Betulaceae.